AUGGCUCAGGCCAACCUAACCUGCUGGAAGGGCUUUGUUUUCCUGGGCUUCUCGGGCUUUGGGGAGCUGCAGCUUCUGCUGUUCGCGUUGUUCCUCUCUCUCUACCUUGUCACCAUCACCAGCAACGUCUUCAUCAUCGUGGUCAUCAGGCUGGACAGCCACCUGCACACCCCCAUGUAUCUCUUCCUCUCCUUCUUGUCCUUCUCCGAGACCUGUUACACUUUGGGCAUCAUCCCCAGGAUGCUCUUUGGCCUGGUUAUGGGGGGCCAGGCUAUCUCCUAUGUGGGCUGUGCUGCCCAGAUGUUUUUCUCUGCCUCCUGGGCUUGUACCAACUGCUUCCUCUUGUCAGUCAUGGGCUUUGACAGGUAUGUGGCCAUCUGUGCCCCACUGCACUAUGCCAGCCGCAUGAAUCCUCUGCUCUGUGCCCAACUGGUCGGUGCCUCCUUCGUGAGCGGAUACCUCUUUGGACUGGGAAUGACGGCGGUGAUCUUCCGCCUGCCGUUCUGCGGCUCCUGUGAAAUUCAGCAUUUCUUCUGUGACACGCCCCCGGCGCUGAGCCUAGCCUGCGGGGAUACGAGACUAAGCGAGCUGGGGAUCCUCAUCCUCAGCCUGCUGGUGCUCCUGGUCUCCUUCUUCUUCAUCGCCGUCUCCUACGUCUACAUCGUGCUCGCGAUCCUGAGGAUGCCCUCGGCCGCGGGUCGGAGGAGAGCGUUCUCCACUUGCGCCUCCCACCUCACGGUGGUCACCAUCCACUACGGCUGCGCUUCCUUCAUGUACCUGAGGCCCAAAGCCAGCUACUCUCUGGAGCGGGACCAGCUUAUUGCCGUCACCUACACCGUGGCCACCCCUCUUCUCAACCCCAUCGUUUAUAGUUUAAGGAAUCGGGCUGUGCAGACAGCUCUGAGAAAUGCUUUCCGAGGGAACUUGCUGGGUAAAGGAUGA
This is a messenger RNA of Jaculus jaculus (lesser Egyptian jerboa), 942 nucleotides long. RefSeq names its product olfactory receptor 10Z1. Gene Ontology annotation, biological process: G protein-coupled receptor signaling pathway. Gene Ontology annotation, cellular component: membrane. The record is from RefSeq and is a predicted model, not a curated record. Bases 1 to 942 code for a protein of 313 amino acids. Lineage: Eukaryota; Metazoa; Chordata; Mammalia; Rodentia; Dipodidae. The transcript has a single exon. Gene Ontology annotation, molecular function: G protein-coupled receptor activity; olfactory receptor activity.